Octodon degus (degu) is the source of this 1689-nucleotide messenger RNA. RefSeq names its product GTPase IMAP family member 3-like. The record is from RefSeq and is a predicted model, not a curated record. The coding region runs from base 317 to 1300 and encodes 327 amino acids. The transcript has 4 exons. NCBI's taxonomy places the organism in Eukaryota, Metazoa, Chordata, Mammalia, Rodentia, Octodontidae. Gene Ontology annotation, molecular function: GTP binding.
GAGGCCCGCUGCACAAGGAAACCCAUACACGUCGCCUUUUCCUGUCUUGGGGGACGCGGUAGUUCUCUCUCUAGCAGACAGACUUUGUGGGCUGGUUUUCAUCUCACGGCCCCACCCUGUGCGCCCUGUCCUGGACUGAAUCAGGGCCGUCCCGCUGUGCUCUGGAGUUUCUAUGAAGCACCUAGGAACCAAAGAGAGGCCGCCUAGGACACGAGGACGACUGCUCCAAGGCCGCGGGUAGAUCUUGCAAAUGUUCUGCAUCUUCCAGGCUGGAUUCUGAGAACGCAGGGAUUGAAGGCUCCCAUUCCUGGAGGAGAUGGCUUGCUGCCAGUCGCUCGACCAAACACAUCAUGAAAAUAUCAAAGUGCUUCAGAAAGGUGGAAAAGAUGCCACCCCCACAGCAGAUGGAGGCGAAAGGGGCUGCACUGUGGGGUUAUUGACCUUGAGGAUCAUCCUGGUGGGCAAGACGGGCAGUGGGAGGAGCGCCACAGGCAACAGCCUCCUCUGCUGCCCAGCCUUUGAGUCCAGGCUGCAGGCCCAGUCUGUGACCAGUGAGUGCCAGGAUGAGAAAACCACGUGGGAUGGGAGGACCAUCCUGGUGGUCGAUACACCCCCCAUCUUUGAGGCAAAGGCCUGGACCCCAGAGACAUACAGGGACAUAGGAGACUGCUACCUGCGGGCAGCUCCGGGGCCCCACGUGCUGCUCCUGGUGACCCAGCUGGGGCGCUUCACGGCCCAGGACUCCAUGGCAGCGAGAAGGGUGAGGGAGAUCUUCGGGAAAGAGAGCACGAGGCAUACGGUCAUCUUGUUCACCCACAAGGAGGACUUGGGGCACGAGUCCCUGGACCAGUACCUGGCCAACUCAGACAACCGCAGUCUGCAGGCCCUGGUGCAGGAGUGCGGGAAGAGGUACUGUGCCUUCAACAACCGGGCGACAGGCCGGGAGCAGCAGGACCAGCUGGCUGAGCUCAGGGCGGUGCUGGACAGGCUGGAGCAUGAGCUGGAGGGCUGCUUCCUCAGCAACGACCUCUUCCAGCGGGCCCACCUGCUGCGGCAGGGCGGGGAUGCUGCCCUCCAGGAAGGCCACAGUCGCUACCUGGCCCGGGUGAGGCAGCAGGUGGAGAAGCAGAGGCGAGAGCUGAAAGAGUUGGAGAGCAACUGCGUGUGCAGGCCAUUCCUCAGAGCCCAGACCUGGGUGCUUUUACACAAAAAGAUCUGUGCUGCUUGUGUUUUGGGCAGCUUACUUAUUCUCGUGAUUCUUCUCAUCAUACUUUUUAAAGUGUUACACUUUGAAUCUUAGAGCACUUUCUAAAGUGUUGCCUCGCCUCAUCUAUGCACUGCUGUGAGUGUCCCUGGUUCAGAAGUCACCUCGCGGUCUGCAGGCACUGUGUGUCUGGACAGCACUCGGGGUCCCUUUCUUCCUCAUGGAUUUUCCAUUAUUACCUCUGCCCAGAGCUUCAAAUUUGUUCUGGGUGUGGUGCAUGAACCUUCAGCAGCUGUUUUGCUCUCAACUUGAGGUAGAAGCAAAACUUCAAAACUUCAAAGCAGAACAGGAAGAUGGAACAAAAACAAGCCCUUGAAGCACCCAGCCCUACCCUGUCUCAGCAUUUUCAAUUAUGUGAGCCAACAAAUUUCUUAACUUUGUAAGCAACAUGAGUCUUAGGGACUCUUAUCUGUACUUAAAAGCAU